UCACUCCAAGAUGUUUUUGAUCACCAAUGGUUUUGUACAAGUCAAGUGAAUAAUACAGAAGCUGCAUAGUGCAUUCUCAAAAAUAAUAAUCUGCAAUCAUACUAUUAAUUUUUUCAAAAAACUCAAUAACAAUCAUCGUGCAGUACACACCCCCAAGUGUAAAAUAUUAUUGUAAAUCUUUAAGAUUGUUUCUCGUCGACCAUGCAAAACGGUCUUAGAGCGUGGACUUGUGCGACGAUGCGCUUUUGACAGUAAGCCCUUGUUGAGAUAGUAUUUUUAUUUUUAUUUUUCAUCAUUGUAUCUACCACCGAAACGAUUAAAAGUGUAUACCAUGACAAUAAGCGGCUUCACCGAAGUAUUCACGACAAACAUCACACAUGUCGCGUUGGGAACCAUUUGAUAGGUCCCAACAACGGCUUUGGCGCAACACAUGUAUUCAAUAAAUUUGAUCAUCAACCGCACUGCUGUCGAUCAAUGGGAACCUGUUUUUCAUGUUUACGCUCUAAGAGUAUCACCAGACGGUCGGCACAACGCAGCAGUGAUAACAACAUUGACAAUGUUAUGGAAAAACGAGUCGAAGCACUAAACACAACUGAUAUAGGUCCUCCUGUAAUGUCCAUGACCAAUGGGACACAUAAUGUUCCUAACAUUGGAUUGGUUGGAAGUGAUAACUGCGGUAGCUUUCGUUCCUCGUUUACCUGCACUUUGACAUCUACACUCAGUAAGACAAACAUGCGGCUAAAUAGUUUUGCCGCCAAAAGCUUUCAGACCAGGGUACAAAAGUUGUUUGACGUGUACAAGGACGCUGACGACUUGAUACUAAUUGAAGGAAUCGAAAGGCUGUGCAGCGAUUUGCAAAUGUCUCCCGAAGAAUUCCGUAUUCUCAUAUUGGCGUGGAAAUGCGACGCCCAUCAAAUGUGUCGGUUCACGCGGGACGAGUUCACAAACGGCUGCUUUGCUCUCCAGGUGGAUUCCAUAGCGUCGAUGAAGAUCAAGUUGUCCGAAAUGACCGGUGAUCUCGAUUAUAAAACCGAGGAAUUCAAAAGCCUGUACAGGUUUACUUUUAAAUUUGGUUUGGACAACGUCGUGGGCCAACGUAUCUUACCGGUGGACACGGCCAUCGCGUUAUGGCAACUAGUUUUCCAUGUGCACAAACCGGAGAUACUACAACGUUGGCUGAACUUCUUAGAAAGUCAGGAAACCAUUAGAGGCAUCCCCAAGGACACGUGGAACAUGUUUUUGAAUUUCGCCGAGUCCGUAUCGCCGAAUGGCGAUCUGUCCAACUAUGACGAUACAGAAGCCUGGCCGAGCAUUUUCGAUGAUUUCGUCGAAUACGAAAACGAUCAAGCUAAUCAAAACAUCAGCGACAAAGGGGUUGGGAAAAAGAACAGCGGCGUACCUUAAAAAAAAAAAAAGAAAA
Adelges cooleyi (spruce gall adelgid) is the source of this 1420-nucleotide messenger RNA. RefSeq names its product DCN1-like protein 3 (gene SCCRO3). NCBI's taxonomy places the organism in Eukaryota, Metazoa, Arthropoda, Insecta, Hemiptera, Adelgidae. The transcript is spliced from 4 exons. Gene Ontology annotation, cellular component: ubiquitin ligase complex. The record is from RefSeq and is a predicted model, not a curated record. The coding region runs from base 475 to 1404 and encodes 309 amino acids. Gene Ontology annotation, biological process: positive regulation of ubiquitin-protein transferase activity; protein neddylation. Gene Ontology annotation, molecular function: ubiquitin conjugating enzyme binding; cullin family protein binding; ubiquitin-like protein binding.